Molecule: messenger RNA, 474 nt
Organism: Mucor velutinosus
Lineage: Eukaryota; Fungi; Mucoromycota; Mucoromycetes; Mucorales; Mucoraceae
Gene: pli1
Product: E3 SUMO-protein ligase pli1
Exons: 4
Coding region: 1-474 (157 amino acids)
Cellular component (GO): cytoplasm
Source: RefSeq, a predicted model, not a curated record
AUGACUGAAACUGCUGUAUCAUCUCAUGUACCAAGAAGACUAUACCCUGGUAGACGGUUACAAGAUUCGUUUCAAUGGCCAUUCGAAAACUUGGAUUCUUUGGAAUCAUCCUUUAAUGUACAAGAAUAUCUACAGCAACUGAUCCGAUUAGAUUGCAGCGAUGUACAACGUAUCAUUGAACUGCCUGAAAAUGUAGAUGAUGAAGUGUGGCAAUAUGAGCAUUUACGUCAAGUGUGCUUGGAACUCAGUUUGUUGGUGGUUGCAUUGGAAACAGAGUGUACAAAGCAGCAUUGCCCAGAGAUGAAGGCAGACGGAUGGCUGUAUUUAUGUGCUGCACAUCCAUCAACUCAAUCAUGUCCUGCAAUCGACUACAUCAUACACACAUUAGAUGGUGCAACUAUCCUGUUGAAUAACUCAAAAUACUUUCCUAGCAGGCAAGUCAAGGGUUUUGAUUGCCCAUCUUACAUGUGGUAG